AUGUCCAAUUUCUCACCUACACCGAGCAUUUCGCUGGACUAUUCACUAUUACACUCCACGCUAGCACCGCACUUUCUUGGCUUGAACUCCGUUUCCGAAGCGGAACCUUCAAAAGUCACCGACUUUGUCAAGUCUCACCAGGGUCAUACAGUCAUAACUCGCGUUUUAAUUGCAAAUAAUGGUAUUGCCGCCGUGAAGGAGAUAAGGUCAAUAAGGAAAUGGGCUUAUGAGACUUUUGGAGACGAAAGAACCAUCCAGUUUACUGUUAUGGCAACACCAGAAGAUUUGGAAGCAAAUGCAGAGUAUAUCAGAAUGGCAGACCAGUUUGUAGAGGUACCUGGUGGUACAAACAAUAAUAACUACGCCAAUGUUGACUUGAUUGUAGAAAUUGCCGAAAAUACAAACGUACAUGCUGUCUGGGCUGGCUGGGGUCAUGCGUCGGAAAAUCCAUUAUUACCAGAGAGAUUGGCCGCUUCUCCCAAGAAAAUCAUAUUUAUUGGACCUCCCGGUUCCGCAAUGAGAUCGUUGGGGGACAAAAUCUCAUCAACAAUUGUUGCUCAGCAUGCCCAAGUUCCUUGUAUUCCAUGGUCAGGUUCUGGAGUCAACGAAGUAUUCAUAGAUGACAAAACCCAUUUGGUCUCAGUUAGCGAUGAAGUUUAUGCCAAGGGAUGCUGCACAGGCCCAGAAGAUGGGUUAGAAAAGGCUCGCAAGAUUGGGUUCCCAGUAAUGAUUAAAGCCUCGGAAGGUGGUGGAGGUAAAGGUAUUAGAAAGGUUGAUAAUGAAGAAAAUUUUACGCAGUUGUACAACCAAGCUGCUAAUGAAAUACCCGGAUCGCCAAUUUUCAUUAUGAAGUUAGCAGGAGAUGCCAGACACUUGGAAGUUCAGUUAUUGGCUGAUCAGUACGGUACAAAUAUCUCUUUAUUCGGAAGAGAUUGCUCUGUCCAAAGAAGACAUCAAAAGAUUAUUGAGGAAGCACCCGUAACAAUUGCGAGAAAAGACACAUUUACCAAAAUGGAAAAUGCUGCUGUCAGACUAGGUAAGUUGGUAGGGUAUGUAAGUGCAGGUACUGUGGAAUAUUUGUAUUCGCAUUCAGAUGACAAGUUUUACUUUCUUGAAUUAAAUCCGAGAUUACAAGUGGAGCAUCCUACUACCGAGAUGGUUACAGGUGUCAAUUUACCUGCAGCUCAAUUGCAGAUUGCUAUGGGUAUUCCAAUGCAUAGAAUAAGAGAUAUCAGAACACUUUACGGAGCAGAUCCCCAUUCUGCAACAGAAAUUGAUUUUGAAUUCAGCACCGAAAAUUCAUUAGUUAGUCAAAGAAGACCAACACCAAAAGGUCACUGUACUGCUUGUCGUAUAACCUCAGAAGACCCAGGUGAAGGUUUCAAACCAAGUGGAGGUUCGUUACAUGAGUUAAACUUUAGAUCAUCAUCCAAUGUGUGGGGUUAUUUUUCAGUUGGUAAUCAAUCUUCCAUUCAUUCUUUUUCUGACUCUCAAUUUGGUCAUAUUUUUGCAUUUGGUGAGAACCGUCAAGCAUCAAGAAAACAUAUGGUUGUUGCAUUGAAAGAAUUGAGUAUUCGAGGAGAUUUUAGAACAACUGUUGAAUACUUGAUCAAGUUAUUAGAGACUCCAGACUUUGAAGAUAACAAGAUAACUACCGGUUGGUUAGAUGAGUUGAUUAGUAAAAAAUUAACUGCGGAAAGACCAGAUCCAAUUGUUGCUGUUGUUUGUGGUGCUAUAGCAAAAGCUCACAUGCAGGCGGAUGAAGAAAAGAAGGAAUAUAUUCAAUCACUUGAAAGAGGACAAGUGCCUCAUAAGGAUUUGCUAAGGACGAUUUUUCCCUUUGAGUUUAUAUACGAGGGUGAACGGUACAAGUUCACUGCAACAAAAUCUUCGGACGACAAGUACACCUUAUUUCUUAAUGGAUCUAGGUGCACAGUUGGUGCGCGACCUUUAUCUGAUGGUGGUUUGUUGUGUGCAUUGGGUGGUAAAUCACAUUCCGUAUAUUGGAAGGAAGAAGCUGCUGCAACAAGAUUGUCUGUUGAUGGAAAGACUUGCUUAUUAGAAGCCGAAAACGAUCCGACGCAAUUGCGUACUCCGUCACCUGGUAAAUUGGUAAAGUAUUUGGUUGAGAGUGGAGACCAUGUCAAUGCAGGUCAACCAUACGCGGAAGUGGAAGUCAUGAAAAUGUGCAUGCCUUUAAUUGCACAAGACGAUGGUGUUGUACAGUUGAUUAAGCAGCCGGGCUCUACAGUCAAUGCCGGUGAUAUGCUCGCUAUCUUGGCAUUGGAUGAUCCAAGUAAAGUCAAGCAUGCAAAACCUUUUGAGGGUACAUUACCUGAAAUGGGAGAACCAAAUGUGAGAGGAUCAAAACCAGCACACAAAUUCCUUCAUUACUCUUCGAUUUUGAAAAACAUCUUGGCCGGUUACGAUAACCAAGUCAUUAUGAAUUCUACAUUGAAAAAGAUUGUUGAAGUUUUGAAAAACAAAGAGUUGCCAUUUUCAGAGUGGAAGCAAUGUAUUUCCGCUUUGCAUUCUAGAUUGCCUGCAAAAUUGAACGAAUCGUUAACCUCCUUGAUUGAAAGAACACAAUCGAGAAACGCCGACUUUCCUGCGCGUCAAAUUAUUAAGCAAAUUAAUAAGUGUCUUGCUGAAGCAGCACACGACGGCAUUUUGGAAGAUAUGGUUGCUCCAUUACUCACUAUUGCUUCAAGAUAUCAAAACGGGUUAACUGAGCAUGAACACGAUUUCUUUGCAUCCUUACUAAAUGAAUAUUAUGAUGUAGAAUGCUUGUUUGGUGGUGAUAAAGUGAGAGAAGAUGACGUUGUAUUGCAGUUAAGAGACGAGAAUAAAGCAGACCUCAAGAAGGUGAUCAACAUAUGUUUGUCCCAUUCAAGAGUUUCAGCUAAGAACAACUUAAUUAUUGCUAUUUUAGAAGAGUACCAACCAUUGUUGCAAUCCAAUUCAGUUAGUGCCUUGUCUAUCAGAGAUUCUUUAAAGAAACUAGUUACUUUGGACUCGCGUUGCUGUUCAAAAGUAACUUUGAAAGCAAGAGAAAUUUUGAUCCAGUGCUCUCUCCCUUCAAUCAAGGAAAGAUCAGAUCAAUUGGAACACAUUUUGAGGUCUGCUGUUUUGGAAACUUCUUAUGGUGAAAUAUAUGCUAAUCAUAGGAAACCCAAAUUAGAGAUCAUUCAAGAGGUUGUUGACUCAAAGCAUACUGUGUUUGACGUGUUAUCCCAAUUCUUUGUCAAUAGCGAUGAAUGGGUUGCAAUUGCUGCAGCGGAAGUUUAUGUGAGACGGUCUUAUCGUGCUUACGAGUUGGGCAAAAUAGAUUAUCACUUCCACGACCGUUUACCUAUAAUUGAAUGGAAGUUUACUUUGUCAAACGUAUCUAGUUCCAGGUUCAAUACUAUCCUGCAGCCAGCAGUGGAAAAGGAUAGCACAGUCAUGAAGCAUGCUGCAUCCGUGUCGGACUUGUCAUUUGUCGUGGAUUCAAAGACAGAGCACAUGACAAGAACUGGUAUAUUAGUUCCUUGUAGGCAUCUUGACGAUGCUGAUGAAAUGGUGAGUGCUGCUUUGGAGAAAAUUGAACCGCGUGAUGCCAUUUCAUUUCAAGCUAGCCAACAGCAUCCCGAAUUGUUGAAUGUGUUGAAUGUUGUUAUCACUAGCACUGAUGGAUACGCAAGUGAAGAAGAGUACUUGGGAAGAGUUUACGAAAUAAUUGAAGAGUAUAGAGACGACUUGUUGAAUGCUGGAGUCCGUCGUAUUUCGUUUGUGUUUGCUAAUACAGUUGGUAUUUAUCCAAAAUACUAUACGUUUACCGGCCCCGGCUACUCUGAGAACAAAGUUAUUAGACACAUUGAGCCUGCCUUGGCCUUCCAGUUGGAAUUAGGAAGAUUAGCUAAUUUUGACAUCAAACCAAUCUUUACAAAUAACAGAAACAUUCAUGUUUACGAAGCCGUUGGUAAGAAUGCACCAUCCGAUAAGAGAUUUUUUACCAGAGGUAUUAUCAGAACAGGUGUAAUCAAGAAUGGUAUUAGUAUUUCUGAGUACUUGAUUGCUGAAUCAAAUAGGUUAAUGAAUGAUAUUUUGGACACUUUGGAAGUUAUUGACACGUCAAACUCAGACUUGAACCACAUUUUCAUCAAUUUUUCAAAUGUCUUCAACAUUCAACCGGCUGAGGUUGAAGCUGCGUUUGGAUCAUUCUUGGAAAGAUUUGGUAGAAGAUUGUGGAGAUUGAGGGUGACUGGAGCUGAAAUUAGGAUUGUGUGUGCCGAUCAUAACGGUGUUGCCUUCCCUCUCCGUGCUAUCAUUAACAACGUUUCCGGUUAUGUUGUCAAGUCUGAUCUUUAUAUGGAAGUGAAGAAUCCAAAGGGAGAUUGGAUAUUCAAGUCUAUUGGUAAGCCAGGUUCAAUGCAUUUGAGACCAAUUUCAACUAGCUACCCUGUAAAAGAGUCAUUACAACCAAAACGUUACAAGGCACACAAUAUGGGAACCACAUAUGUUUACGAUUUCCCUGAGUUAUUCCGUCAAGCUAAUCUUUCGCAGUGGAAGAAAUUUGGCAAAAAGGCACCAAAGGAUGCUUUUUCUACAUUGGAAUUGAUUGCAGACGAUAAUGGUGGAUUAACAGCUUUGCAGAGAGAGCCGGGUUCCAACAAAAUAGGUAUGGUUGGUUUUUUGGUCACGGCGAAGACCCCAGAGUACCCACGUGGACGUCAAUUUGUCAUUGUUGCUAAUGAUAUUACUCACAAGAUUGGUUCCUUUGGGCCCGAAGAAGAUAUUUAUUUCAACAAGUGUACAGAUUUGGCUAGAAAAUUAGGAGUACCAAGAAUUUACCUUUCAGCCAAUUCGGGAGCUAGAAUCGGUGUUGCCGAAGAAUUGAUUCCAUUGUUUCAAGUUGCAUGGAGAGAUGAAGGUUCACCAGGAAAGGGUUUCAGAUACUUGUAUUUGACACCUGCAGCCAAGAAAGCAAUUGAUGAAGAUGGCAAAGGGGACACAGUUGUUACUGAGAGAGUUGUUGAAGACGGGCAAGAGCGUUACAUUAUUAAGACUAUAAUUGGUGCUGAAGAUGGUUUGGGUGUCGAGUGCCUUAAAGGUUCAGGUUUAAUUGCAGGAGCUACUUCAAGAGCUUAUAAGGACAUUUUUACAAUCACCUUAGUCACAUGCAGAUCGGUUGGAAUUGGUGCAUACUUGGUAAGGCUUGGUCAAAGAGCAAUUCAAAUUGAGGGCCAACCCAUUAUUUUAACAGGAGCACCGGCCAUUAACAAAUUGUUAGGAAGAGAUGUUUAUUCAUCGAAUUUACAAUUGGGUGGUACUCAGAUCAUGUACAAGAAUGGUGUCUCGCACUUGACCGCUAGCGACGACUUGGAAGGUGUUGAAAAAAUUUUGGAGUGGCUUUCGUUUGUUCCAGCAAAACGUGGAAAGCCUGUGCCAAUUUUAGAUUCUGAAGAUCCAUGGGAUAGAGACGUAACUUAUUAUCCUCCCAAAAACGAGGCCUUUGACGUGCGUUGGAUGAUUGAAGGAAAACAAACAAGCGAAGGAGAAUUCGAGUCCGGGUUGUUUGAUAAGGGCUCGUUUCAGGAAACAUUGUCGGGAUGGGCCAGAGGUGUUGUAGUUGGUAGGGCCCGUCUUGGAGGAAUACCCAUUGGUGUGAUUGGAGUUGAAACUAGAACAGUUGAAAACAUGAUACCUGCCGACCCCGCCAACCCUGAUUCUACAGAGACAUUGAUUCAGGAAGCAGGUCAAGUUUGGUUUCCUAACUCGGCGUUUAAAACCGCCCAAGCAAUUAACGAUUUUAAUAAUGGUGAGCAAUUGCCAUUGAUAAUUUUGGCCAAUUGGAGAGGAUUUUCAGGUGGUCAAAGGGACAUGUAUAACGAGGUUUUGAAGUACGGUUCUUUUAUCGUUGAUGCGUUGGUUGAUUUCAAACAGCCAAUCUUUACGUACAUUCCUCCAAAUGGUGAGUUGAGAGGUGGUUCUUGGGUUGUGGUUGAUCCGACUAUCAAUGCCGAUAUGAUGGAAAUGUAUGCUGAUGUUGAUUCAAGGGCAGGUGUUUUGGAACCAGAGGGCAUGGUUGGUAUCAAAUACAGAAGAGAUAAGUUGUUGAGUACCAUGCAGAGAAUAGACCCAACAUAUGCCGAGCUCAAGAAGAAAUUGAAUGAUCCAGACUUAUCAUCCGACGAGCAUUCUACCAUCAGUUCCAAAUUGACAGCCAGAGAAAAACUAUUACUCCCAAUCUAUGCACAAGUAGCAGUACAAUUUGCUGACUUGCACGAUAGAUCUGGUCGUAUGUUGGCCAAAGGUGUGAUCAAAAAGGAGAUUGAAUGGGUUAAUGCUAGACGUUUCUUUUUCUGGAGAUUGCGUAGAAGAUUAAACGAAGAAUAUGUUUUGAAAUUAAUUGGAGAGCAGGUUAAACAUGCAAACAAAUUGGAGCAAGUAGCAAGACUCAAGAGUUGGAUGUCGACAGUAGACUAUGAUGACGAUCAAGCUGUGAGCACUUGGAUUGAAGAUCAUCAUCCAAAGUUGUCCAAAAAACUCGAUGAAUUAGCAGUAGAGUCUUCACGCUCUGAAUUGAUGAAAUCAAUGACUUCCAACCCUAAGGCUGCUUUUUCUGCUAUGAAAGAGUUUAUCGAAGGACUUCCCGAAGAGUCUAGGGCUGAGUUUCUCAAAUCACUCUAA
Molecule: messenger RNA, 6672 nt
Organism: Lodderomyces oxycetoniae
Lineage: Eukaryota; Fungi; Ascomycota; Pichiomycetes; Serinales; Debaryomycetaceae
Gene: ACC1
Product: acetyl-CoA carboxylase
Exons: 1
Coding region: 1-6672 (2223 amino acids)
Biological process (GO): fatty acid biosynthetic process
Cellular component (GO): mitochondrion
Molecular function (GO): ATP binding; acetyl-CoA carboxylase activity; metal ion binding
Source: RefSeq, a predicted model, not a curated record